This is a messenger RNA of Debaryomyces hansenii CBS767, 309 nucleotides long. Its product is annotated as YdhR family protein. Bases 1 to 309 code for a protein of 102 amino acids. The transcript has a single exon. Lineage: Eukaryota; Fungi; Ascomycota; Pichiomycetes; Serinales; Debaryomycetaceae. The record is from RefSeq and is a predicted model, not a curated record.
AUGGGAUACGUGUUACAAGUAGAUUUUAAAAUGAAUGGACCAUUCGGGGACGAAAUGGCGGAGCAAUUCAGUGGUUUAGCAAAAAGUAUCAAUGAAGAGGAAGGGUUCAUGUGGAAAAUUUGGACAGAAAGUCCCGAAAGAAAUGAAGCUGGUGGAAUCUACGUUUUCGAAACUAAAGAAACAGCAGAAAAAUAUUUAGAUAUGCACUCAAAGAGAUUAGCUGGGUUUGGAGUUACGGGUGUCAAUGCAAAAAUCUUUGCUAUAAAUUCUAAACUUAGUGAGAUCACUAAUGGUCCAGUAAAACAAUAG